GGCAAAUCUUUUCUUACUGGGGUGGCUGUUUUCUAACUGGUUAUGCAGACAUAUCGAAGUUAAUAAUUAUGUUUACACUGCUAACACAACUUAUUCGGACAUAAAACAAUUUGUAAACAGCUUGUACUCUUCAGCAAUCUCCUACAGACCAGCUCUGAUUUUAUUAUUGUUUCUAAAUGAGAUAUUAACUACCGUCGAAGCUCUCCACUGUCCCCACAGACAACAAAGUAGAAAUAUCUAAGUAGAGACUGCCAGAGCACCUGGUUUCCUGAAGACACAGGAGACUAAGGUGGGAAUGGAAUGCAUUUGUGGCAGAUACAAUAAGAAAAUCAUAGAAAACAAUCAGAAAUUAACAGGGUUAAUUAAACGGCGGUUGAGAACACUUUAGUCACCAUAGGAAAGCUAAGUAUUUUGGAAAGGCUUGGCACAUGCCGUUACUUAAGCUUUGCCUACUGCCAAUCUGGCAUUUCUCUGACGGAGACUGGCUCUUCAGCCUCUCGGGAUUCCCAGAGCGCCUUGCGCGUCUCUUGGCGGGAAAACGCCUGGAGGUCACAAGGCUGCUGCCGCGCCUGUGAGGGCGACGGUUGAGGGGAGACGCCUGCGCAUCCCACAGAGCGCGUGCUGCGUGGUGCAGGUUUCGUGGUCGCUGGUGCCAGUCCUCAGACGUUCCGUUGAAUUAAAGAAAAAACUUUAUCCGAAGAUGGCCACUGCACAAUUGCAAAGAACUUCCAUGAGUGCAUUGGUGUUUCCCAAUAAGAUAUCAACAGAGCAACAGUCUUUAGUGUUAGUGAAGAGGCUCCUAGCAGUUUCAGUAUCCUGUAUCACAUAUUUGAGAGGAAUAUUUCCUGAAUGUGCUUAUGGAACAAGAUACCUAGAUGAUCUUUGUGUCAAAAUUCUGAGAGAAGAUAAAAACUGUCCAGGAUCUACACAGUUAGUGAAGUGGAUGCUAGGAUGCUAUGAUGCUUUGCAAAAAAAAUACCUAAGGAUGGUUGUUCUAGCUGUAUACACCAAUCCAGAAGACCCUCAGACAAUUUCAGAAUGUUAUCAAUUUAAAUUCAAGUACACUAGUAAUGGACCAAUCAUGGACUUCAUAAGUAAAAACCAAAACAGUGAAUCUAGUAUGUCAUCUGCUGACACCAAGAAAGCAAGUAUUCUCCUGAUUCGCAAGAUUUAUAUUCUAAUGCAAAAUCUGGGACCUUUACCUAAUGAUGUUUGUUUGACCAUGAAACUUUUCUACUACGAUGAAGUUACACCCCCAGACUACCAACCUCCUGGUUUUAAGGAUGGUGAUUGUGAAGGAGUGAUAUUUGAAGGAGAGCCUAUGUACUUAAAUGUGGGAGAAGUCCCAACACCUUUUCACACCUUCAAAGUAAAAGUAACUACUGAAAAAGAACGAAUGGAAAAUAUUGAUUCAGCUAUAUUAUCACCAAAACAAUUAAAAACACCACUUCAAAAAAUUCUCAUGGACAAAGAUGAUAUAGAAGAUGAACAGGAGCAUUAUAUAAGUGAUGAUUUUGACCUUGAGACUAAAAUGGAAGAGCAGAAAAAAAAACCCAGAUCUUCUGAACUUGGAGAACCAAAUUUAGUGUGUGAGGAAGAUGAAAUUAUGAGGUCUAAAGCAAGUCUAGAUCUUUCAAUUUCUCAUUCUCAGGUUGAACAGUUAGUCUGUAAAACAUCCGAACUUGAUGUGUCUGAAAGCAAAACAAGAAGUGGAAAAAUCUUUCAGAAUAAAAUGGCUAAUGGAAAUCAACCAGUAAAAUCUUCUAAAGAAAAUCGGAAGAGAAGUCAACUUGAACGUGGGAGAACAGUCCUUCAUCACUUUGAUUCUUCUAGUCAAGAGUCAGUGCCAAAAAGAAGAAAGUUUAGUGAACCAAAGGAGCAUAUAUAAAAAUUAAUUUUUUCUUCUGCAUGUUUGUGAAGUUCUCAACAUUUCAACUACUGGACAAUGUAUUACUAUUUUAACGUGUGUUUGCCAUGUGAAAAUUUAUACAUUGUGUUAAGCAGUUAGUACAAAAAUAAAUUUUUAGCUGUCAUAUUGUGAUCCUUAAUCUUAUCUGAGACAGUGCAAGAGAACUUUUGGAUAAAACCAAAAAUACCAGUGUCAUAACUGAUUUGCUCAUUAUCUACUCAAUAUUGAUCUAUCUUCCAUUUUGGUAGAUACUUCCUUUAAACAUAUAUUAACCUUUAAGGUACUCUAGAGCCAAUUUUAAAAACAAAUAAUGUUCAUUUUGUUGUUAAAUUUUGGUAGGAAUUUACUUUUUACUUAUGUUAAAACUGUAACACUUAACUGGUUAUUUGUCCCUGUGUCAUUAAAACAAUGUGCUUUGGUGCUUUGAUAGAGUGUACUAACAUGGUAAUAUAUAACAUACCAUUAAAAAUUGGUUAUUUUUUUUAUCUUUUUUUUUUUUUGCUUCAAGGCAAAAUGAGGACUGAUUUUUAAGGUCUGGCAUUUUGGGCAGCAUAAAUAAAAUAUUCUUCAGCAUAUAGACUCUUUCAUGUCUUCUAAUUUUUAUUUAAUUAGCAGAAAAUAUUUGGUUACUAUUUUGAGAUCAUUUUGGUAAAUAAUACUUUACAAGAGUUGAGCACACUUCCCAGAACCUUUGAGUGGUAGUGUGAAAGACUGUGCGUUUAGGGAGAAACCUGAGACCUGGUUUCAGCUUUGAUCGUUUCCUUUGCCUUAAAAAAGAAAGACUUAAAACUUGGUCUGUUUGCUUCUUGCAGUUUAGCAGCCGCAUUAUAAAACAUAGAUUAUCCAUAGGUUUGCCACUGAGAAGGGCUAAUAGAGAAAGUUGGUGUGUAUGUAAUGGUAGAAAUGUACUUAACCUGUUUAAUGUAAACCAAAUAAACGUCCACAAACUGACCCAGAUCAGGUUUUUCUGGAACAGGAAAGUUGAGGACAAGCUAAUUUUCGAAAACAACCAAUUUUAAAUGUUUGUUUGUCCUUAGCUUUCUUGGAUCCUAGCACAUCUCACCUAAUUGUCCUAGCAUACGCUGGUACAGUUAACACACCUGCUACAGAGACUGACCAACAAAAACCUUUGUAGAUCGGCAGCUUGCGCUAGCUCACUGAACGCUUUGAUUGGCCGGUUCAAUGGGGGUGGGGAGCGCAGCUCCCUUUCCUCUCUUCUACGAAGGUUACUUCAUUGGAUUGACCAGCUGUCAGGUUGACCCAAAC
Molecule: messenger RNA, 3175 nt
Organism: Lutra lutra (Eurasian river otter)
Lineage: Eukaryota; Metazoa; Chordata; Mammalia; Carnivora; Mustelidae
Gene: HORMAD1
Product: HORMA domain containing 1
Exons: 15
Coding region: 701-1888 (395 amino acids)
Source: RefSeq, a predicted model, not a curated record